Zalophus californianus (California sea lion) is the source of this 363-nucleotide messenger RNA. RefSeq names its product ADP-ribosylation factor 3-like. The transcript has a single exon. Gene Ontology annotation, cellular component: plasma membrane; cytoplasm. Gene Ontology annotation, molecular function: GTP binding; GTPase activity. The record is from RefSeq and is a predicted model, not a curated record. NCBI's taxonomy places the organism in Eukaryota, Metazoa, Chordata, Mammalia, Carnivora, Otariidae. The coding region runs from base 1 to 363 and encodes 120 amino acids. Gene Ontology annotation, biological process: vesicle-mediated transport; intracellular protein transport.
AUGCACAUUCUCAUGGUGGGUCCAGAUGCUGUGGGGAAGACCACCAUCCUGUACAAACUGAAGCUGGGUGAAACCGUGACCACCGUUCCCACCAGAGGCUUCACCGUGGGAACCGUGGAGGACAAGACCAUCAGCUUCACCGUGUGGGACAUGGGCAGCCAGGACAAGAUCCAGCCUCUGUGGCGCCACUGCUUCCAGAACACACAAGGUCUCAUCUUCGUGGUUGGUGGCAACGACAGAGAGCAGGACCUCCCCAACGUCAUGAAUGCGGCUGAGAUCGCGGACAAGCUGGGGCCGCGGUCCCUGCGCCACAGGAACCGGUAUGUUCAGGCCACCUGUGCCACCCGCGGGCCCGGGCUUUAG